Molecule: messenger RNA, 2572 nt
Organism: Eufriesea mexicana
Lineage: Eukaryota; Metazoa; Arthropoda; Insecta; Hymenoptera; Apidae
Product: angiopoietin-2
Exons: 10
Coding region: 305-2572 (755 amino acids)
Biological process (GO): fibrinolysis; blood coagulation; platelet aggregation
Cellular component (GO): fibrinogen complex
Molecular function (GO): extracellular matrix structural constituent; protein-macromolecule adaptor activity
Source: RefSeq, a predicted model, not a curated record
UAUACAGCUCAGAAAAAGGAAGAAGAAUUUGCAUGCGAAUAGCUAAUCGAACGUUAAGUGAUCUACAUCGGGAGUGCCGUGGGUACGUGAAUUUUUGAAAUCACGUAUAUUUCUUCGUUCCGUUCUUCGUUUCUGCCGUUCUAUUUCUCAUUUUCUUCUCUUUUUUCUUCCUCCUUUAUUUCUUCUUCGUUACUUUUCUUUCUCCUCUUCUUCUCACAUUUCCUAAUCGUUGACAUCGCCGUUGUAUAUCCAUACCCUUCCUUAUUCCUUUCAUAUUCCUUUAACUUCCUUCGAUUGUACGAUCAUGAGAGAAGCCGUAAUACUUACCACAUGUUUACUGGGUAUCGUGUUCGCUGGAAGUCCUAGACUACCCAGAACCUCUGCCGAUGAACGUAAUACCCGUAAUGUUAGUAACAAUGGAGGCAACAUCACUGGAAACACGAUACCGAUACCUAGCCGCAAUUCUCAACGAAAUAGAGAGCAAUACCUCUUCAAUGUUUUCGAGGUAAUAGUUUCGACUUUGGAAUCGAAAUUACAGCGCAUCGAAAACCUGGAUAAAGCGGUAGAACAUUUAAUGAGGAGAGUGGAAGCUUUAGAUUCGCGCGUAAACGAUAAUAUCGACAAAACCGACGCAGUUAUUACAAAGCUACGAACCUUAGACUUAAAGCUCUUUAAUUCUCAUCCAAUCGAAUUUUCAUCAACUGAAUCUAAUACAUACCUGACAAGACCGAUCGAUGAUAAAGGCGACAGUGAAUCAAGAAGCGGUUCAAAGCUACAAAUGAUCCAUCAGAAGCGAGAAAAUCCAUCAUCCGAAACUCUUGGUGAAAAAUUAUUGUCUCUCGAUCAAAAAGUAUCGGAUAUAGACAAUAAAUUGAUCGAUUUAAAACAUCAAUUGGAUAAUAAUUUUUUACAAAAUGACGACAUAAACGCUGAAGCCAGUGAAAAGAAGCCAGUCAGCAUGAGUGUAAUCGAAAUCACGAAAGCGAUGAGUAACGAAGUAAUAAAUCACAUUACGAUCGAAAUAGAAAAUUUAAGGCAAGCGACCAAUAAUAUGGACAGGAAGUUACAGUUUCACGUGAACCUAGUUUCCGAUCGUUUGGGAACUAUUUAUAACAUGAUGACAGAUGUACACGAUGCGAUACUAGUGAGAGGAACCACGAAUGGUCGGCCAGUAUUUAACGUUACAACGACAACCACCGAACCGCCACCAAAGCAGAGUAAAAUCGAUCGACUUGUCGAGCAAAUGUAUCCAAUGUUGACCGUUUCAGAGAAAAUGGACGAAGUUUGGAAUGUUGUGAUUGGUACUAAGAGUUCUGUGGACGAUCUUUUACCAAAAUCCGACGAAUUACUUACACAAACGCAAAGGCAGGAAAGAGCGAUUAGCGAAAUUCAUGCGGACUUGAGAUCUAAAACGAAUAAGAUUAUCGAAAAUUUAGAGGGGGUUGAAAAUAGGUUGCGAAAGCAGGAGGAUGAUGUCGCUAGCCUCGCUCAACGUCCAAUCCCUGCGGAAUUGUUGCUGGAUCCCACUAUCGAUCGACUCGUUGAAUAUGAUUCGAACAGAUACGUUGGACUCUCUGACGAAAUUCCACCUGAAACAACUGUUUCACCAGUAACUCCUACUACGAUCGUUUCGUCAGUGUCGAUGUCCAUGUCUUCCUCGACGUCGUCAAAUACCAUGUCAAUCAAUCAUUUCAAUAAUUCAAACAACAUCGCUGGUUCCACUAAUUUCUCCAACUCUACCGCUAGCCCUGGAAUAACGAUACCUUCGAGUUCGCAACGGUCCUCGUCGAAAAAUCGUGGUGUUAUAUUUCCAAGUGUCAAGAACAAACCAAGUCCAGCAAAUUCAACUUUUACCACCGAUGCAUUUCUUAGUUACAAGGAUGUUAAGGGUUACUCUUGCGUCGAUUUAUUAAAUGCGGGCAUGAGAGACAGUGGUGUCUAUUAUCUUCAAAUUCGCGGAACAACGUAUUGGUUUCUGAAGGUUUAUUGCGAGCAAGAUGUAGCUGAAGGAGGUUGGACGGUUAUUCAAAGAAGGGACGAUUUCGGUGAGCCAAGAGAAAAUUUCAACCGAGAUUGGGCUGAUUACAAAAACGGUUUCGGUGAUCCUGCUCGAGAAUUUUGGCUUGGCAACGAAAACAUAUACAUGUUAACUAACAAUGAAGAUUAUAUGCUUAGGGUAGAGCUCGAAGAUUUUGAAGGUAACAAAAGAUAUGCGCAAUACUCUCACUUCAAAAUCUAUUCGGAGGGAGAAUAUUAUAAAUUGGAGAUCGACGGUUACGAUGGAAAUGCUGGUGACUCGUUAAACGAUCCUUGGUAUGGUUCAAACAAUAGUCCAUUCUCCACCUACAACAGGGACAACGAUAGGUCAUCCUUGAAUUGUGCAUCAAUGCUGAAAGGCGGUUGGUGGUGGAAAUCAUGCGGACGGGGAUUAAAUGGUCUAUAUUUAAAUGAUCCUCAAGAUUUAACUGCUCGGCAAGGUAUCGUAUGGUUCCGUUGGAGAGGUUGGGAUUAUACUUUGAAACGUGCCACAAUGAUGAUCAAGCCGAAAGGGCCAACAACAGCGACGAUUUAA